AUGGACUUCCUCAAAUCAAUCCUACCACCCGGCAAGGGCAUCUUGCCCUACUACAUGCUAAUUCUCUCCGUCAUCUCGAUCGGCAACUCCCUGCAAGCAUAUCUCACGCUGCACUUUUCACGACGCGUCUAUAACGGCCGGUUCGUGCCCAACCCGCGCCUCACCUCGACGACGGCCGCCGACGGCCGCGACCCCCAGGACCGCACCGACAAGCUCGUGCCGGCGAGCGACCCGCGCGACCCCCGCGCGACGGACCAGCUGACGCCGCUCGCCGGCCGCCUGUUCGGCACCUGGACGCUCAUCACCUGCAUCGUCCGCUGCUACGCCGCGUACCACCUGCACAUCGGCCCCGUCUACAACAUCGCCAUCUGGACCUACGUCGUCGCGCUGGGCCACUUCGCCAGCGAGCUCUUCCUCUUCAAGAGCAUGUCGCUCGGCGUCCCGCAGCUCUUCCCCUUUUGCCUCGCGACCACGGCGCUGAUCUGGAUGCCCACGGUCCGCGACUACUACGUCGAGUUCAACUGA
Molecule: messenger RNA, 525 nt
Organism: Cordyceps fumosorosea ARSEF 2679
Lineage: Eukaryota; Fungi; Ascomycota; Sordariomycetes; Hypocreales; Cordycipitaceae
Product: Erg28 protein
Exons: 2
Coding region: 1-525 (174 amino acids)
Cellular component (GO): membrane; endoplasmic reticulum
Molecular function (GO): protein-macromolecule adaptor activity
Source: RefSeq, a predicted model, not a curated record